CCACGGUUUUGUACCUCGCAAUCAGUGGUGAUCGUGUCGUCGAGCGUCGUAGUCAACGGGCGGUUUACUUGGUCAGUUUUCGUGGUGUUAUGUGGCGACAGGGGAGGAAAAAGGUGUCCUAAGCGCAGAAGAAGACCCUGGAACACAUGCCAUAUGGAAUCGAACCAUAGUGAAAUCAACUGAAACUGUUCCAAUUCUCUAAAAAUAAUACGUUACGUCUGGUAGAUGCAGUUUCGUGAGGUGUAGUCACGGCUGCUAGCAGUUUAACAAUCAAUAACCCUCAACCGGCGCACGAAGCACAUGUGUGUACAUAGUAAUUUAGUAUUGGUUGUUUGAAGUGUGAUUGCAACCGCCAACAGUCAUGGCCGGCGUUUUGUUUCUGGUGCAAAUACCUUCAGCCAGGUACGAGAAAAUUCUGCGCCAGAAGGAGAAGGAAAAGCUGUCCAAAACGAGUACGGCCGAAUUCGAGGACGAAAAAAGUGAAAGUAAACCUACCAACGAUGAAACGAAACCAUUUUUCACGCCGCAACCCCAAAAGCAUCAACUAAUGGCAUCCGACAAACGAAAAGAGGAUCUCCGCCGAAGUUUUCUGGAUCUCACCACGGAUACAAAACCAAAGCUACCGCCACCGCCACCACGAAUCACUCUGAAAGGUGACGGGGAUGACGUGUCGAUCGCCCCAAUCAUCGAUGGUCCUGAGGGCGACGGCCCCGGGAACGAUGACUCCAAAUCCCCGGUAACACCUCAGAACGACAAAAACGCGGAAUUAAAACCUACCCUAGAGGUUCCCUUCGAUCGCACAUCGGCCCUUCGUAAAUCCUGGGAGGGAUUCAAAGAUAUCCUAAGCUCUGCCAGGAAGGACAAGGAGAAAGAUCCCCGCGACCUGGCCGCCGAGAAAUGCAACCUGGAUGGCGAAUCAACGCUGGAGGAUGUGAUGAAAGAGAUUCUGAAGGAGAAGCGCAUAAAUACCGCAGCUUGGGUGGAGACAAAUAGGGGGCGGGGAUAUCAGAUCACUUUCGCUCUAGACUCUGGUGGCAAAUGCGAUGAUGUGAUCUAUAUGUUGAGCUCCUGGGGUAUCGGCGAAAGGUUCAACUCGACGAUUUCGAUCACUUCCUGCACACUGUUCACUGAAGCUCAACCAGAGGAGGACGUCAACUCAGAAACCAACGGCAGUAAAGAUGGUGCAUGGGGGACCUUCUUAUCAUCCGUGAGGGCUCGAUUAAACGUUGCACAAAUCGUGGAAGAGGUGAAACACGAUGCCUCAAUAACGUUUGACUUUGUUUCGAUGCUUUGUGUCGCUAGUAUUCUGGCUGCGUUCGGUUUGAUUGAAGACAGCACCCUGUUCCUGAUCGCAAGCAUGCUGAUAUCGCCGCUGAUGGGUCCAAUCAUUGCGGGUAUUUUCGGAACGGUCAUCAAGGAAAGAAGUCUCCAGUUGAUGGGACUGAAAAAUGAAAUGAUUGGAAUCUCAUUGACCAUAUCGGUUGGAUUUAUUUUCGGGCUGAUUGUAUGCAGUCUGGACGAUCGGUAUGGCGUGGGCGAAGGGAUCACCAAUGAAAUGUUAAGUCGGUGUGAGGUGCACUCACUGCUGGUCGGAAUAGCUAUAGCGUUGCCAUCGGGUGCAGCUGUAGCCAUUGCUAUCCUCGGCGAAAACAUUGGCUCACUGGUAGGAGUGGCCAUAUCGGCUUCCCUCUUGCCACCAGCUGUGAACGCAGGCGUUCUGUGGGCACUUUCUUGUUUGAGUUUUAUGUUCGGAUUUCAGGAUAAACGCUACAGUGCCGUCGUCAAAACUAAUUUCUACUCCGAAAACCAAACGAUAGAGUUGUUUGCACUUGGCUGCAUGAGUAUGUGUCUCACGCUGCUCAACGUCGUAUGCAUCUAUCUGAUGGGAGUGAUUUUCCUCAAGAUCAAAGAAGUGGCUCCGAUUGUUCCGAAAGAUCAGAAGCAAUUCUGGAGACAUGACAUCAAAAUUGCCCGCGAUUACAAUAAGACUUUACACACCACUGAUAGUAUAACUAUGAGCAGGCAAUUGAUCAACGAGUUGACUGCGUUACAUAAUCAGGAUUCGGAUAGCCAGAAAUACGGAUCCGACCGGUGGAGCAUUAGCAAGGCAAAUCAAAACACCUGGUCUCCUAGGCACAAUUAUCAUCAAAGAGAUCACAGGCCCACCAUUCAAGAGCUGGAAGCUUUGUAUCUAAGCUUGUCGGCUAACACCAGCGAAAGUCAAUUCCACUAUUCCGCCCAUCAUGGUGGAAAUCCAAUGAUGAAACUUCCCGGCCACAUUCGUACAAAGCCAUGGUCACCGCCCAAGUUCGACACUUCGCAGCCUUCAUCGCCGACGCACCGUAGGCGCCACGGAUCGAUCACCUCGAAUCCCGUGGAUAUUGGUUUCCGGCGCCAUCAGCGGUUCGGUGAGUCGCUCCGCGGCACCUCAGCCCCGCUGUCCAAAAUCCUAGAAAAUGUAGCCAGCGCACACGGCGGAGUUGGCGGCGAACUGCAAGGCGAAGGACCCUCCCGGAAGCCUUUCAAGUACAGCUUGAGAUCGAAAAAGUUCGUCGUGACUCCAGCAGCACACGAUCCUAUGAAAAAAUAAAUGAAGGCUGUUCUUCCGUCCGAAUAAUUCUUCUGCGAAGAUUUAUGUUUCUGUGUAGUAUUUUACGCAUUGUUAAUAUUUUUUGUUCUGUUUGUAUAUUAUAAGAAGGUAGUUUUUAAAAUUUGCCCGGCGAAUAAAAAUGUGCCGUUGAAACCCGA
Molecule: messenger RNA, 2748 nt
Organism: Toxorhynchites rutilus septentrionalis
Lineage: Eukaryota; Metazoa; Arthropoda; Insecta; Diptera; Culicidae
Exons: 10
Coding region: 362-2590 (742 amino acids)
Source: RefSeq, a predicted model, not a curated record